AUGACCGCCGGCCAGACUGCAGGGGAGCCUGCAGCUGCAGAAACACCACCUGCUCCGUCCUCUUUACCUCAUAGGCAAUCUUGUGAUAGGUGUCACAAGCAAAAGCUGCGGUGUAUCCGUGAACCCAACACAGGGGUAUGCGAUAGAUGCCUGCGAAAACGGGCCCAGUGCGUUUACAGCUUCAGCUUGCCCAAAGGUCGCCCCACCAUGUAUCGUUCAGGUGGGGCCAGUGGUACGGUGCGCUCAGGCACGACAAGUGCACCUUUGAACAGUCGCCCAACGAGUCCGCCAGUAGAGCCAGCAAAACCUACUUUCAAAACUGAAGCCUCAGGAGCCGUCGACGAGACCAAUGCAACAAAAGAUGCAACUCAAGCCACCAAUCCAGCCACAAACGAGAACCCUGUCUUGACCGGUGUCAUGAAUAGUGCCCCACGAUUGGAAAAUUUGAAUUGGGAUGAUAUGCAGCUGGACGGAGAGUGGAACAGUCAAGACCCUGUCCAGGUCGACAAAUUAUUGACAUCUCUUGGCGCCUUUUGCAACGACGGGAGCGCACCGGAUGCGCACACCCAAUCUUCGCCAGACCAACUUCACUUUCAAAUAAAUACCUCCAAUUUCCAACCCUAUGAGCAUGGCCUGCCUGCCGGUGGCCUUUUCCAACACCAUGAUGUUGGCAGAGGCGAGAUAGACGGAGGUAUGGGCGACGGCACAAUGAACACGGGCCUGGAAAAGCCAAUUCACAUUCCCAGUAUUGCUGUGACACAACUCUCUCAGCUCAGCAUGGACCUUGCCUUAUUGCGCUACACAAGCUACAACAUGGCCAAAGCAGCAGAAUCACCCUCGUGUCACAUGCCAAAUGAUAGAAGAAUCCCAUUGAUUGAUAGUUCUGCAUUCGAGAUCGUGAGCACAUGGCUGGCCCAUGGUCAGGGGUUCGCAGGAAUGAAUCCGUUAGCACCUGGCCCAUGUGAAAACCAGGUUCCUUAUCCAACUCCCAUCUCUGAAACAGGGACUUGCGCCGGUCGCACGUUGAGAGAGGUGUUCUGUUCCUCGCAGCGGUUGUUAGAAAUCUUGGGUCAAUUGCAAUUCAGUCUCAUGGUUGAAAUGAACCCUUAUCCUUCGCCCAUAAUCACCCCACCGGAGAGACCAUCUACUGCAGUCUCAGGUGGGGACAGCGGGUCCCAUGGGUUGCCGAAUGGUUCGGGUAUCGCGGGCCGGUCCGCCCCAUGCCCGAACUCGGGAAAUGGGACCAUGCAGGUCAUCCAUUAUUUGGUCAUGGCUUGCGAGGCGCUGCUAUUGGAGAUCUAUGUGGCGGUUCUUGUCGCCCUGCAGCAUGAGGCAUACUCGUCGACUAAUGGGACUGUCCUCGGAGAUGUACGGCUGGUGUUGGUAGUAGAGCUCUGUUCUUACCUUAUCGAGCGCCAGCUCCAAGCCGUGGACUCAUACCUGGCACCUCAGAGUCGUCUGAACCCCAACAUGAUGGGUGGAUCGGCUCCUGGGAAGUUCGAUAUUCCUGGGGGGCCAGAAAGUCUUGAUAAGGAUAGAGACAUGUUGAACGACCUCAGGAACCAGGUGCAGGAGAGACUCGGACACCUUCGACAAAUCUUGCGUUGUAGAUGA
Penicillium coprophilum is the source of this 1614-nucleotide messenger RNA. RefSeq names its product Zn(II)2Cys6 transcription factor domain-containing protein. Gene Ontology annotation, biological process: regulation of DNA-templated transcription. Bases 1 to 1614 code for a protein of 537 amino acids. The transcript is spliced from 2 exons. The record is from RefSeq and is a predicted model, not a curated record. Gene Ontology annotation, molecular function: zinc ion binding; DNA-binding transcription factor activity, RNA polymerase II-specific. NCBI's taxonomy places the organism in Eukaryota, Fungi, Ascomycota, Eurotiomycetes, Eurotiales, Aspergillaceae.